AUGUCUGCGGCUCCGCAGGCUUAUGCUCCAGCGGCAGCAGCGGCAGACCUGCAGAGGCAGAUGGCCGCUGCCGCUGCACAGCAAGGCGCUCGCGUGGCCGCGGACCGGGCCCGAAGUGGUUUCUUCGAGGUACAGGCCUACAUUUCAGAGAACCCCACCAGCCUGAAGGUGCUCUGCUUCUGUGCGGGUUUGGCCUUGGUCGGUUUCAGUCUCCUGGCCAUUUUCAACCCUUUUGAUUUCAGCAUCGUUCCCAAGGACAGGCUAUGUAACAUCUACAACGUCUUCUUUGGACUGGUUAUUUGCAUCUGUGACGGCAAGGGCUCAUGGCUAAGAGCUUGCGGCGACCUGCAGGGCAACCUGUUCCGCAAAGCCUACUUCCUGGCCAGCCAGACCGGGCGGAGUUUGUUUUACGUGUACGUUGGGUCGAUGACGUUCCUGUUGCUUCCGGGUGGCAUCCUGAGCUUCUUCAACCGAGUCACGGGGGGCGCAUUGUGCGUGCUAGCAUUGCUGAUGCUGGCUCUGGACUGGUGUGGACAUCUUUGCGGCCGGGAUCGAUACAACCAGAUGGGCGAGGCGCAAGUUUGA
Molecule: messenger RNA, 585 nt
Organism: Symbiodinium pilosum
Lineage: Eukaryota; Dinophyceae; Suessiales; Symbiodiniaceae
Source: the annotation of a GenBank genome assembly